AUGGUGACCGGGGCGGGCGCAGGACCGCGGGCAGGGCGCGUGCGCGGGGAGCGGGCCCGCGGCCCCUCAGCUGCGCUCGACAUGGCGCUGAGGCGAAGGCCCUCGUUGGUCCUGCUGCUGCUGGUCGUGCGGGGCUGCUUGAUCAGGGCCGUGAAUCUCAAGUCCAGUAACCGAAGCCCAGUGGUUCAGGAAUUCGAAAGUGUAGAACUAUCUUGUAUCAUUACGGAUUCACAGACAAAUGACCCCAGAAUUGAAUGGAAGAAGAUCCAAGAUGAACAAACCACCUAUGUGUUUUUCGACAACAAGAUUCAGGGAGACCUCACCGACCGUGCAGAGCUGCUGGGGAAGACGUCUCUGAAGAUCUGGAACGUGACCAGGACAGACUCGGCCCUUUAUCGCUGUGAGGUGGUUGCUCGGAAUGACCGCAAGGAGAUCGACGAGAUCGUCAUCGAGUUGACCGUGCAAGUGAAGCCAGUGGCCCCCGUGUGCAGAGUGCCACGGGCCGUGCCCGUGGGCAAGGCGGCCACCCUGUCCUGCCAGGAGGGCGAGGGCUUCCCACGGCCGCACUACAGCUGGUACCGCAACGAUGUGCCACUGCCCACAGACUCCAGGGCCAACCCCCGCUUCCGAAACUCCUCUUUUGUCUUAAACCCUGAGACGGGCACUCUGGUGUUCAGCGCCGUCCACAAGGAGGACUCAGGCCAGUACUACUGCAUCGCAUCCAACGACGCGGGCUCGGCCCGCUGCGAGGAGCAGGACAUGGAAGUGUAUGACCUCAACAUCGGCGGCAUCAUCGGGGGGGUCCUAGUCGUCCUGACCGUCCUGGCCCUCAUCACAGGGGGCAUCUGCUGUGCCUACAGACGUGGCUACUUCAUCAGCCACAACCGCAACGGGGAAAGCUACAAGAACCCAGGGAAGCCAGAUGGAGUUAACUAUAUCAGGACAGAUGAGGAGGGCGACUUCAGACAUAAGUCCUCAUUCGUGAUCUAG
Messenger RNA from Rangifer tarandus platyrhynchus (Svalbard reindeer), 990 nucleotides. Lineage: Eukaryota; Metazoa; Chordata; Mammalia; Artiodactyla; Cervidae. The record is from the annotation of a GenBank genome assembly.